Entelurus aequoreus (snake pipefish) is the source of this 2307-nucleotide messenger RNA. It is a transcript of the gene leprotl1, whose product is annotated as leptin receptor overlapping transcript like 1. The record is from RefSeq and is a predicted model, not a curated record. Lineage: Eukaryota; Metazoa; Chordata; Actinopteri; Syngnathiformes; Syngnathidae. The transcript has 4 exons. Gene Ontology annotation, biological process: negative regulation of growth hormone receptor signaling pathway; late endosome to vacuole transport via multivesicular body sorting pathway. The coding region runs from base 140 to 535 and encodes 131 amino acids. Gene Ontology annotation, cellular component: endosome.
UUUCCGACUUUUGUCGAAAGUUCGUGAAAGCAUCACGCCAGCCACUACUGUUUGCGGUACAGCCGCAGUCCUCCGCCGUGGAAAAGGGGAGUUGUUGUCAUCUGGCCGGCUGCUGUGUCGACCCUUUUGUCCGGGGGAAAUGGCUGGGAUUAAAGCUCUCAUCACACUGUCCUUUGGAGGGGCCAUUGGUCUCAUGUUCCUCAUGCUGGGAUGUGCCCUGCCUGUGUAUGACAAAUACUGGCCGCUGUUCCUCCUCUUCUUCUACAUCCUCUCGCCCAUCCCGUACUGCAUCUCGCGGCGGGUGGUGGACGACGCCGACUCGGCCAGCAACGCCUGCAAAGAGCUGGCCAUCUUCCUCACGACGGGUAUCGUCAUCUCGGCCUUCGGCCUGCCCGUCGUAUUUGCCAGAGCUGACGUCAUCGCUUGGGGGGCGUGCGCGCUCGUCCUGACGGGAAACAUCGUCAUCUUCGGGACCAUCCUGGGCUUCUUCCUGGUCUUCGGGUCCAAUGACGACUUCAGUUGGCAGCAGUGGUAAAGCAGCAGAGGGUCGGGGGCGGGGAUACUUAAGUCUGUUAAGUUUUUAUUGUUAGCGUUAUUAUUAUUAUAGUUACUUCUUGUUAUUUAUAUGAAUGGCAGCCUGUCUGUAGACCCACUCGAAAACUCGUGCAAUAUUUAGUUGUCUUUUGACCGCCUGCUUCACGUCGAACUGGGACCACGUGCGGACUUCCUCGUCUUACGGGACUUCUUCUCCGACUGGAGUGUUUUUAAAUCCGAAUCUGCUGCUGUGGUAUUUUGAGUUCAAGCCUGUGAAAAUCCUGAAAACAACGCCUGGAGACAUGUCCGACCUUAUAAGGCAACGCCGUGACUCCAGUCCACUAGGUGGCAGUGAAGUACCUCAAUGCUGGUUUGCCAACUGCUGACAAACUUUUAAUAACAAAAAGUAGAGACUGUAAAGUACAAUAUGAUUUCAUUUUGAUAUUUUGCCAACAUUAGUAAUAAUAUGAUGAUACAGCAAAUAUGAGACAAAUAAUACAGUGGUACCAAGGUUUCAGUUUGUUUAAUCUGUUUUUACCAUCAUGUAAAUCUAAGCUUUUCCAGACACACACAAUAUUUAUGAGCUACUUAUUGUAGUUGUACAUGCAUAAAACAAUGUGAAAUACAUAUAAAUGACAGAGAGGUAGCAGAGAGCCCUUCGUAUGUAGUUUUUUCUUAAAUUUAACAGUGUUUCUCGCUUUCUUUAUCAAAGUGACGGCACUCGCAAGUUUCUUUGGCCCCACAAUGGAUUCAUAAAUUCAAUACAAUUUUUAAAAAAAGCACAUACUGAGUCACCCACACGUGGUGUUCUUUGUUUGGGCGUUCUGCGGAAUAAUAUGCAGGCAAAGGGACUAGUUUGUCAGGCGUAAUGUGUGGCCGUACAACAACUGACACCUAGGCACAAUUUUUAUCGUGGGUCGUAUGAAAACCGAGGUACCACUGUAUGUAUUUCCUAAAAACCUAAUGCUUGUGUACUUUUAACAUGUUGAAAUAUUUAAGCAGACUUGUGUGUUUGCAAUUCUCUCUAUCUAUGAUUUUCUUAGCUUAUAAUAGCUGGCAAAGUAAAAAAAAAAAAACACUUUUCCUGAAAGCACAUUAUGAUCAAAACAUUGCGUUUGUAUUUUACAUUUAAACCCACAAAUAGAAAUGACUGAAACAUUACUGCCAGAUCAUCAACAUUGCACAUAAAAGUACUGACAAAUGACAUGAAUUGAAGUGCUUCAAAAUACACUCAUCAAGAAGUACUUUGCCAAGAAAAUGUGUACUUGCUUGAUUAAUAGAAUAUCUUCAAAGUAUCUCAGCAAUCCCUGAAAAUCCCCCCACCCCUCCGACUCAUUUUGUUGUCUGCUUCCAGCAACAAGGCAGCAACAAUUGCAGUCUUCAUAGUGCACUAAAACACAAUUAUUUCUGCUCUUUGUAGUUAGACACAUCGGAGAAGGCAUUGAUUGUACUCACAAGCAUUAAUGACGGCAGCUCUGUGAAAACUACUGACUUUGUUGCAGAAGGCAAUAAACACUCCAUGUUGCUUCCUCGCGGCAAAUCUCAAACUAAAAACUUCAGUCAAACACGUCCAAUGUCGGAAUAUUUGUUGUGUAUCUGUCGGAUGGGCCUCUGCUUGUGUUACUGUUUUAGCAGUUUCUUCCCACACUUGCAUUAUUGUUGUGUUUAUUUAUUAUUUGAUAGGUCACACUACAUGUUCAAUGCUUUUUUUUUUUUGGAAACAGAAUUCAGCAUGGUGGAGUUUCUUUUUUCUAAUAAAUGCAUUUUGGAACA